Messenger RNA from Sander lucioperca (pikeperch), 7140 nucleotides. RefSeq names its product adhesion G protein-coupled receptor B1a (gene adgrb1a). Gene Ontology annotation, biological process: cell surface receptor signaling pathway; engulfment of apoptotic cell; negative regulation of angiogenesis. The transcript has 33 exons. Gene Ontology annotation, molecular function: G protein-coupled receptor activity. The record is from RefSeq and is a predicted model, not a curated record. Bases 812 to 5650 code for a protein of 1612 amino acids. Lineage: Eukaryota; Metazoa; Chordata; Actinopteri; Perciformes; Percidae. Gene Ontology annotation, cellular component: postsynaptic density; plasma membrane; dendrite.
GGAGUCCGGCUGUUGCUGCGCGCGGACACACAGACCGACAAGGACGCUCCAGAGCCGCGAGCUGGGGACGGCGGUUCCCGAGAUGCGCGCGAGCCCCCUUUGAUGUGCCGCUCCGUUAAACCUUUCAUUUCAACAUUCACCUCGAAGACUGUGUAACCCGGACAAGAACAUUUGGAGAAUAACUUUUUGAGACAAAUCUCAGAAUUACUGGAAUAACAAACACAACAACUACUGUGGGAAAAAAAGGAGUUCCCCUUCGUAAAUUAAGGAGCAGCGGAGGACGUUUCAUUUGGGAACAAUGUAAGAAAAUAGCUGUCGGUAAAUACAUUCGGGAUUUUCUGAACCUAUUUUACGCACUGGGAGCACAGUCGGAACUAAAGGACAUUCACAACUCCUCUCUGAGUUUUUCCUGCUUCUUUAUCCCAAUCAUUUUGCCCAGUAUAAGACGACAUUUCCGUUUAUAACAAUGCGUUUUGUGGACUUAUCCUAGGACUUAUCCCCAGGCUUUUUUUGGAAUUGGUGAAUGCCCCGUGAACGCACCGAUCUUUGACCACUGACAGUAUGCAUCAAAGGGACUGCUAACUUACCCUACUCAAGGUUCUUGUGAAUCUCGGGGUCGACUGAUGCAGCCAUGGGCCGAUCGCUGGAUCUUUGAGAGCAACCUUCCUCCCCCUCGUCCUCCACCACAUCCUUUUCCUCUACCCCCUGCUCCUCUUAUUCCUUUGCCCUACACAGCUGGAGGUAGAGUCCUCCGAAGCCAGAAACCAGCCAUCAACCUACGAUUCCUUCUCCUUGCCUCCAUCUGCAAACCAUGACAAGCAUUGUUUCUCGGAUUCCUGGCCAAUCGAGGUGGCCUCUCCCAGUGCUACUCUUGUAUUUUGCCCCUCUGCUGCUGAUGGAGGGUUGCCAUGCAGCCCCCUCGGGCCCAGAGUCGGACUCCUGCUCCACCUUAGUCCAAAGCCGCUUCUUUGGCUUUUUCCUGUCAUCAUCAGUGUUCCCCGCCAUUCCUUGUUCCUGGACCUUGCAGAACCCCGACCCGCGGCGCUACACCAUCUUCAUCAAGGUGACCAAACCUACCGAGGACUGCGUGCCAUCACAGCUCCGCACCUUCCAGUAUGACUCCUUCCUGGAGACCACACGCACCUACCUGGGCAUGGAGAGCUUUGACGAGGUGGUGAGGCUGUGUGAUACCUCUGCCCCAGUGGCCUUCCUGGAGGCCGGAAAGCAGUUCCUCCAAAUGAGGAAGGGACCUCCUCGGGCGGGGAUGGCCAUCACAGAUGGCGACGGGGAUUUCAAAACCGAGUUCCUGGUGGUGGGGAAGCGCAACCCCAGCAUGGCGGCCUGUCAGAUGCUGUGCCAGUGGCUGGAGGACUGUCUGGCCUCCAGCACGUCUAACAGGCCCUGCGGCAUCAUGCAGACUCCUUGUUUGUGCUGGGAGCCGCUGCCGCCGCAGCUCAGCGGGGGGGAGAGCUGUUAUCACAAUGGAGUUUACCUGGAAAACUGUUUACCCAGCGUGAAAGAGAGUAGAAGAAAUGCAGAGAUAAAUGGUGGCUGGAGUGUGUGGGGUCAGUGGGCACAGUGCAGCAGUGAGUGCGGAGGCGGGGUUCAAACCCGGACUCGGACCUGUCGGUCACCUCCGGAGGAGUCGUACCUGUGUGAGGGUGUGGUGGAGGAGGGCCGGCCUUGUAACUCACAGACCUGCACCGGCAAAGGUCGCCAUCUCUCUCGCAGCCAAUCGCUUCGCUCGGUGGACAGCCGCAAGCGUGAUGACGUAGACAAGCCCCGCAGCGGACAGCAGAGCCCUCAGACAGUAGACUCAGCUUCAGGUGAGGAGUGGUCAGCGUGGAGUGUGUGUUCUGCCACGUGUGGGGAGGGCUGGCAGAGUCGCACUCGUUUCUGUGUGUCCUCCUCCUACAGCACCCAGUGUAGUGGGCCACUGCGCGAGCAGAGACCUUGCAACAACUCUGCUAUUUGUCCAGUGCACGGCGCUUGGGACGAGUGGUCACCAUGGAGUUUGUGUUCAUCGACCUGUGGCCGAGGUUACAGGUCCAGAACGCGAACUUGCACCCCCCCACAGUUUGGGGGAGAUGCCUGUGAUGGCCCAGAGAAACAGACCAAAUUCUGCAACAUAGCUGUCUGUCCAGUGGACGGAGUGUGGAACGAGUGGUCCAACUGGAGCUCCUGUUCCGCCUCCUGCUCUAAUGGGACCAUGCAGAGAACCAGGGAGUGUAACGGCCCCUCAUACGGAGGCUCCGAGUGCAGGGGAGAAUGGCUGGAGACUGUUGACUGCUUCCUUGGGGAAUGCCCAGUGGAUGGCAAGUGGCAGCCGUGGUCUUUGUGGUCGGGCUGUUCCAAAACUUGUGGAGGGGGGAGCCAGCAGAGAAACAGGAUUUGUUAUGGGCCCUUUUUUGGAGGGAAGCCUUGUCCUGCGGAACGAGAAGAGGUCCGGCGCUGUAAUGAAAAGAAAUGCCCAGAACCUCAUGAAAUAUGUGGCGAGGACAACUUCUCCAAUGUUGUAUGGAAGAUGACUCCAGCUGGGGAUACAGCAGCAGUACGUUGCCCUCCCAACGCCAUGGGGCUUAUCCUUCGCCGCUGUACCCUGGACGAAGAGGGCAUCGCCUACUGGGAGAACCCCACCUAUAUGAAAUGCAUUUCCAAUGACUAUCGAAGUAUACAAACUUUGACUCGGGAACACUUGUCCAAAGCCCAGCGUGGCCUUGUGGGAGAUGGAGUUUCAGAGGUAAUGACCAAGCUGAGGGUGACAUCCAGCGAUGGGACCAGCUACAGUGGUGAUCUGCUGGCCAUGGUGGACGUGCUGAAGAACAUGACAGAGAUCUUCCGGAGGGCAUACUACAGUCCCAGCAGUGCAGACAUGAGGAACUUUGUGCAGUCAGUCAGCAAUCUGUUGAUGGAGGAGAACAGGGAGAGAUGGGAGGAAGCACAACUGCUGGGGCCAAACAUCAAGGAGCUGUUCCGUCUGGUGGAGGACUUUGUGGAUGUUAUUGGCCUGAGGAUGAAAGACUUCCAAGACAUGUAUGAAGUCACCGAUAACCUAGUUUUGAGCGUCCAUAAGCGUCCAGUGGCGGGUCAUGCGGACAUCGGCUUCCCUAUGAAGGGCUGGAGGGGCAUGGCGGACUGGGCCCGCAGCUCUGAGGACAGAGUCACCAUCCCCAAGAACAUCCUGUCUACUGGAAAGCCAGAUGCAGACGAGUCCUCAACGUUUGUGACCGGCAUCGUUUUGUACAGAAACCUGGGCAGCAUUCUGAAUCUGCAGAGAAACAGCACAGUCCUCAACUCCAAGGUUUUGUCAGUGACCAUCAAGCCCACCCCUGCUUCCCUCUCUGCUCCAGUUGUAGUUGAGUUCUCCCACCUGUACAACGGCACCACCAACCAGACCUGUAUAUCCUGGGACGAGAGCGACAGCUCCUCUCUGCUGGGAUCCUGGUCUGCCAGGGGCUGCAAAGCCGUGCUAGUCGACUCAUUCCGAACCAAAUGCGUGUGUGACAGACUGUCCACCUUCGCCAUUUUAGCACGGCUCAAUCCCGAAAUGAACAUGGAUAAGACACAGCUCCCAUCCGUGACGCUGAUCGUGGGCUGUGGAGUGUCUUCACUGACAUUGUUGCUGCUCAUCAUCAUCUAUGUGUCUGUCUGGAGGUACAUUCGGUCUGAGCGCUCAGUCAUCCUCAUUAACUUCUGCCUCUCCAUCAUCUCCUCCAAUGCCCUUAUUCUCAUUGGACAGACGCAGACACGGAAUAAGGUCUUUUGCACCCUAAUUGCUGCAUUUCUUCAUUUCUUCUUCCUGUCCUCGUUCUGCUGGGUUCUGACAGAGGCGUGGCAGUCCUACAUGGCAGUGACGGGCCGCCUCAGGAAUCGCAUCAUACGCAAGCGUUUCCUGUGUCUCGGCUGGGGUCUCCCUGCACUGGUAGUUGCAAUCUCAGUGGGAUUCACCAAGGCAAAGGGAUAUGGAACACCAAGCUAUUGCUGGCUGUCUCUGGAAGGAGGUCUUCUCUAUGCAUUUGUUGGACCUGCUGCAGCUGUUGUCUUGGUUAACAUGGUUAUUGGGAUUCUCGUUUUUAACAAACUGGUGUCCAAAGACGGCAUUACUGAUAUGAAACUAAAGGAGAGGGCGGGGGCUCUCCAAUCAGGAACACAUCAGUCUCAGAAGCCCCCUUCCAUGUCAUCAGUGAUUGGUCAGAUGACAGUGCCACUGUACAAUAUGACGCUCAAAUGUGCCAAGUGCGGAGUUAUCUCUUCGGCUGACGUUUCCACCACAGCUACCAGUAACGCCAUGGCAUCACUGUGGAGCUCCUGUGUGGUUUUGCCCCUUCUGGCCCUCACAUGGAUGUCAGCUGUCCUCGCCAUCACAGACCGGCGUUCUGCGCUCUUCCAGAUCCUCUUUGCUGUAUUUGAUUCCCUGGAAGGCUUCGUUAUUGUCAUGGUACACUGCAUCCUGCGCAGAGAGGUUCAGGAGGCAGUGAAGUGCCGUGUGGUUGACCGCCAGGAGGACGCUAAUGGAGAUUCAGGAGGAUCUUUCCAGAAUGGCCAUGCUCAGCUCAUGACUGACUUUGAGAAAGACGUGGAUAUGGCUUGCAGAUCAGGCACUAUGAAGCGCUCAUCUCUCCAGGGGGAGGAGAAGGCCUCCGCUGGGACCCUCACUCUUCAGAAGGGUUCCAACUUCAACACCAUGCCGGCCAGCAUGGCCAAGGUUCACCUGCAAAACGUGGCAGACUACACCAGCCACACUCUGACCCUGCGCAGGGAGAAGGGUCCCUCCAAGGGAAUCAGCACAGAGCUGCCAGGCGCCAAAUCCAUCUACAUCUGCGACGGCGAGCUUUUCAAGCAGCUGGACGGAGAGCUGCCUCGAGGAAACGGCGAGGGGAGCAGCUCCGAGGGCCCAGGCAAAGGCCCGGGGUACGUCAUCCUGCCGAGCAACAAUACGGGCACCCUGAAGCUGGCCAAGGGGAAAGAGGAGCAGGCAGCCAAGUACAACAUGGGCAUUGAGCAGCUGCCUCAGACCAGGCUCAUUCACCUGGCUAACCCUGCCAGCGGAGAGCCGAUGCCUGGCUUUGGGCUGAAGAGCCUUCCCGCCGACCAGAUCAGUGUGUCGUGCUCUGACAGAGACUCACCUGUACACAAUCUGCAGAAUAUGCCCAGAGACUCCCACGCGGCCAACAACAUGUGCGACGGGGGAGAUUCCGGAAACUCUGGUGUGAUGUCCAAGAGUGAGACCGUCUCCACGCUUUCCAUGAGCUCACUGGAGAGACGAAAAUCACGCUAUGCAGAGCUUGACUUUGAGAAGAUUAUGCACACCCGGAAACGCCACCAGGACAUGUUUCAGGACCUGAACAGGAAGAUUCACAGUGCAGACAAGGAUAGAGAAUCCCCACCUGUUGACGCCAAAGCUGCCAAAAGAUGGAGUGUGUCCUCUGCCAGCAGCGACAAGACCAACAUGAGUGACAAGCAGCAGACCCCGAGUAAGAGGGUGUGGGAGGGCAUCAGGAAGACCCACUCCCCCCCAUCCUGGGUGAGGAAGGACCUGGAGACAGUGGCGGCCUCCCCUCUGGAGCUGCAGACGGUGGAGUGGGAGAAGACCAGCGCCACCAUCCCUCUAGUGGGCCAGGAGAUCAUGGACCUUCAGACGGAGGUGUGACCAAGAUUCCGGGCCUCACACCCACAACUUCCUUUUCUUCCCCGAAGAUCUCAAACAAACAAGCAGACACACCACAACACACUGCCCUGCUCUGUAUUUCUACUCAAAGGCUGGACCAAGCCCGGUGCGAGAACGUGAGGGGGAAGGAGCGCGAGGCGGAGAGAGAGAGAAGUGUCACAAUGUCCAAAAAUUCAUUAAACUGAUAAAAAGAGAGAACGGGAAAAUAGCAUCUCUUUCUAUGUUGUUUCAUUUUAACGUUUGGACGGUGUUUUUGUCUGCAAAUACUGGUCAUCUUCUUGUAUAUGGUCUCAGAUACCACAGUGGCUCACAUGGUAGACAGACUCAGCUACUAUAUGUGCAUUAUAUAGCCGUGUUAUGAACCACAAAGCAAAAGGUAACCAUGCUAUGUUUACCCCUGUAUUAAAUGAGUACAAUGUGAUUAUCCUGAUUAUGUCUUGUUUUGUUUCACUGUUGAGAGAAUCGUUGCAUCACUGUUCUGCUCUCUCUCUCUCUCGUGAUGAACGCUGUUGUAUGCGGCUCGAGAUCCCCUCCAGACUUAUUUUUCUUUUCAACAUCAAUCUCAAAAGAGAACGGACGAGGCAGACUGCCAAACACACACCACAUGUAACCCUCGAUGCAGUGUCCCCCCACCCCAACCACCCCCACCCCCCCCAAUCCUACGACUCAACAUAAUCCUUUUGGCUCCACCACUUUAUCCCCCGUGAUCCUUACGGGGCGAGGUCGGCCCUGCAGUGACAAGCGAAGCACCGAGGGGCUUAAAAAAAAAAAAAAAAAAAUCAAAGAUGUUUUCCCUCAGCCAAAAUGGCAAGUUGCCUUCAUAUCGACCGGACACCUCAGAGACGUCCAGAGAGCGUGCCGGCGGGCUUUUCGCGCUCUUCCUCAACGCCGCCGCCCCACAGAGCCGGCAACACGGACGGCGUCAGUGCGUCCAGAAGGAGCCACGUUCAACAAAACACGUGCUGUUUGAGUCCGUUUCUCCGUGUAAAAGCAGGCUUGAUACAGCAAAUGCAAAAUAUGAUGUGGUGUUUUCAAAGACGCGAAGGAAAAAGGGACUUGUGUGUGUAUGUGUGUGUCGAGAUGUGUAAGAUGAGUAAAUUACUACUAAAUCUAUAUAUAUAUAUAUGGUAAGACGGUUAAAGGUGAGGACAUAUAAAGGGAUAGUGAGGGAUGGUGGUUGCACACAGAGAAAGCACAAGGCUCAUUUGGAGUCCUGAUGUACAGCAUUGUAAUUAUUACAACAGAGUUCUACAGAAUGGAUUUUAGCCUAUGAAUAUCUUUCUUACUGUGCUUGGGGAUAGUUGUUAUCAUUAUUAUAAAUAUGAACAUGAUUAUUCUGAUACUGAUCCUCCCUGAUUCCCUCCUCGUCCCUUCAGGGUACUGGACUAUACGAGUGUUCUGUAUCGCAAUGUAACAAUGUGUGUUUUGAUAUUACCGCCAGUCACUCCCUCAGAUCUGUAUUUGUCGAAAAA